AUGCACUCCGCUCCCAAACUCAAAGACCCCUCCCUCCUCAUCUCCCAAGCCUAUAUCAACGGCGAAUUCGUCGACGCUACCUCGUCCGAGACCUUUGAUGUCGUCGACCCUGGCUCCGGCAAGAAGAUAGGGUCAUGUGCUGAGCUUAACACCGAAGAUACCAACAAGGCCAUUGCCGCCGCGGAGAAUGCAUUCGCUUCCUUUCGCAAGACCCUCCCUCGAGAGCGAGCGACAAUGCUGCGAAAUUGGUAUAACUUGAUGAUGGAGAAUGCUGACGACCUGGCCACACUGAUCACUUGGGAGAAUGGCAAGCCCUUCAACGACGCCAAGGGCGAAGUGGUGUAUGCUGCCAACUUCUUUCAAUGGUUCAGCGAAGAAGCGCCUCGCAUUUAUGGAGAUACCAUUGGGGCCACUGUUCCGGGCAAUCGAAUUAUGACGUGGAAACAGCCCGUUGGUGUCUGCGGUCUGAUUACACCUUGGAACUUCCCAGCCGCAAUGAUCACACGAAAGAUCGGCCCAGCCCUUGCGGCCGGAUGUACCGUAGUUGCGAAGUCCCCGGGAGAGACUCCCUACACAGCCAAUGCCCUGGCCGAACUGUCCCGACGAGCAGGUAUCCCUCCUGGAGUCGUCAACGUCGUCACCGCCAUGAAAAAUACAGCCGAAGUCGGUGCGGUUCUCACUACCGACCCCCGUGUCAAGAAGGUGUCAUUUACGGGAUCCACCAAUGUGGGUAAACUUCUCAUGAAACAGUCCUCUUCCACUCUGAAAAAGCUGUCAUUUGAACUCGGGGGUAACGCCCCCUUUAUCGUCUUUGACGAUGCACCCGACCUAGACGCCGCAGUCGCCGGAGCGAUCGCGUGUAAGUUCCGGUCGUCGGGCCAGACGUGCGUGUGCGCCAACCGGAUCUACGUGCAAGAAGGCAUCUACGACGCCUUUGCGCAGAAAUUCACGGAGAAGGUCAAGAACUUCAAGGUCGGGUACGGUUUCGACGAUGGUGUGACUCACGGCCCUGUCAUUCACGACCGUGCAGUCGCCAAAGUGGAAUCUCACGUGCAAGACGCGACGAAGAAAGGCGGCAAGAUCCUCUGCGGCGGGAACAAAUUGCCCGAUUUGGGAUCCAACUUUUAUGCGCCGACGGUCAUCGCCGGCGCGACGAACGACAUGGCGAUCGCCCAAGAAGAGACAUUCGGCCCCGUCGCCGGGCUGUUUCCAUUCAAGACGGAAAAGGAAGUUGUCACGCUCGCCAACGACACCGAGGUGGGCUUGGCGGGAUACUUCUUUUCCCGCGACGUUGGACGCAUCUACCGUGUCGCCGAGGCGUUGGAGGUGGGUAUGAUUGGCGUCAACACCGGGCUGAUCUCCGACGGCGCCUCUCCUUUCGGAGGCGUGAAACAGAGCGGGUUCGGAAGGGAAGGCAGCAAAUACGGCGUUGAUGAGUAUUUGGUCAUUAAAAGCGUGACGAUUGGAGGAAUCAGCAAUGACCUACAAGGCUGA
Messenger RNA from Fonsecaea nubica, 1494 nucleotides. RefSeq lists its product as hypothetical. Bases 1 to 1494 code for a protein of 497 amino acids. Gene Ontology annotation, biological process: GABA catabolic process. NCBI's taxonomy places the organism in Eukaryota, Fungi, Ascomycota, Eurotiomycetes, Chaetothyriales, Herpotrichiellaceae. The record is from RefSeq and is a predicted model, not a curated record. Gene Ontology annotation, molecular function: succinate-semialdehyde dehydrogenase (NAD+) activity. The transcript has a single exon.